AUGUUUCCCGCAGCUCCUUUGCAGCGUAUGGCGCCAGUUGGCGCUCGCUGGGCUGCGGCCUUGGAUGCGGAACGUCUUGCAAUGCGACUACGUCUCGGCGAUGGUUGGCAGUCGUGGCUGGCAUCAGAGGAUGUUGGCGCAGCGCAUUCCAGCCUAGUGGCUGCAGGAAAGCUUGAGGCGAAUGACGACCAGGCAGCGGCGAUCUCUGCGUUGUCCAAAUUGCCAGCCGCGUUGACGGAGGCCCGUGGUGCCAAAGAGCGCUGGGAUCAGGAGCAGGAGCGCCUCACUCUUGCGGCACGGGAAAAGGGAGACCUGGUUGGGCAGCAGCAGCGAGCUGAGGCGGCGGCCUGGACUUCCACUUGGAUGAGCCGCAGUCCUUCCACGCCCAGCUCUCCGCGAGUGGUGGGCCCUGUUUGCUGGCUACGCCUUGGUCCGCCUCCCGCCUUGGCACCUGCUGGUUGCUACCUCUACGGCUCAGUGGGCACUGGCAAGAGCACUGUCAUGGACCUUUUCUGCCUCACAACCACUCGCGGCUGGCGGGUGCGGCGCCAGCACUUCCACGAGUUCGCGCUGUGGUUCCACCAGGAGCUCCACAGCUUGCGCCGCGGCGCCUCGGCGGAGCCGCAGCGGCAUAUCCUCGAGCGGGUGGCGGACCAGGUCAGCCAGGGCUGCGAUGUGCUGUGCCUGGACGAGUUCGCCGUGACCAACGUGGCGGACGCCGCCAUGCUGGCGGAGCUGCUGCGGCUGCUGGCGGUGAGGCACGUCGCUGUGGUGUGCACAACGAAUCGCCCGCCUGAAGACCUGUACAAGGAUGGCCUCCACCGGGAGCGCUACGUGCCGGCGCUGGUGGAGCACAUUCGAGACGCCCUGCUGGUGCAAGGUGAGUUUGGCUCCUUUUGCCACUUUUUGAGGCUUUUGGAGAAGCAGCGCGCCAAGCAUAAGAAGGCGCAGGAGGACUGCGAAGUUGCCUCCGGGCCUUCAGUCAAAUCCGUGCGGCUGGUGAACCUCCUGAAGACCGCGGAUAUUUGCUUCGUGUUUGACAUCACCUCUUCCAUGCAGUUAUGGUUGGAUGCAGCCGCGGAGAAAAUGCAGGAGAUCGUGAUGGAUACCGUGGAGCGCUUGGGGCAGGAUGCGCAGGUGCGUGUGGCCUUUGUGGGCUACAAGGACUAUGGAGAGCCAAACCAUCCCACUGUCCAUGACUUCACCUGCGACGUGUCCAGAAUUUCGGCCUUCCUGUGCGGUCUGAAGGCUGAAGGCGGAGGUGAUUCGUGCGAGGAUGUGCUCACGGGCUUGGAGGCGGCUCUGAAUCUGACUUGGUCAUCGACUUCGAGGCUGCUGUUUUUGUUGAGCCAGACGCCGAACCACGGCUGGCGGUUCCACACAGAUUUCCAAGUGGGCGCCGACCCCAAGUCAAUCGACGAAGCCGUGGAAGCCUUUGGGGAGGAAUCAGCGCACAAUCGCAGGGAGUUGGCUAAAGCGCUCGCGUGCGAGUGCUAUGACUUGCAUGGAGACGAUCCUCGGCAGUGGGAGCCAAUGAAUGCGGCCCUGGCUGGUCUGCAGAAGAAUCGCAUACAGCUGAUGUUCCUGAAGGUUGGGCGUGGCAACAAUAUGGACAAGAUGGUAGAUGUGUUCAAGCACCAGUACCAAAAAGACACGUGCAACCCUUUGGCGAUGAAGGUCUUCAGCCUUGAUCAAGACGUCAGACUUUUCCGGAACCUGGUCUCCAGCACAUCGUCAGCAAGUUUCAGUGCCUCCUAUUCCAGACUGAGUAAGGCAGCUGCAGUGCCCUCAAAGAAGUUGCCGCUAAAAGUUAACGAGGAUUGGACCAAGAGCCGCGAUUGGGCGAGUGUGGAAGCUCGCUUGAUUUCUUACGAAGUGGAUGACUUGGACCAGCCUGCCCACAAGACAUCUCGGUCUUGCAAGAUGGCUAUUUGUCCGACUCCGUUCAGCAAGGGUGCCAUGCGAUUUGCAUUCUACGUCAUCGAUGAGGAGCAUCAGGACUGCCGAUACGUUGGCAAGGUCUAUCAAUUUGAUGAUGAGGCGUACCAGUGCAAAUCGACCUACGAAGGGGACAUGAUGUCACAAUCCGCCGCUCAGCACCUGGCCAAGGAGUUCACCAUCCAAUACCCAGAGAAUCCCAUCGAGUUUGUGCACGCCCAGCUGCUGGUCUUGGAGACGUCCACAUUGCCAUUCAAAUUCAUGGCCCUUGAGCCAUGGAUCCCGGGCAAAUAUGAGAAGUUCACGUCCAACGCUGGGCACAUUUCAGCGGACUCCGACGUGGCCCAAGCCUUCUCGCACUUCACCUAUGAGAAAACUGGAGGGGAGAUUCUGGUGAGCGACAUCCAGGGGGUGCGAACGACUUUGACCGACCCGCAGAUCCAUUCGGAAGAUGUGGACCGCUUUGGUCGUGGCAACCUGAGGACUAAGGGGAUGGACCUCUUCUUCUCAAGCCACGUGUGCAAUGAGAUCUGCACCACAUUGCAACUGAAGCCCCACCCCUUCCAGCCAGGCGGCCCAAUUGCGGAAGAGUGUCAACAACUGCCGACUCUGUUGGAAGAGGGCGAAUCUCCUGGAAACGAUGAGGGUGACAUGCCGCUCAAGGACUCCAAGUUGCAUCUCUUCCUCGAUGCCCUGCGAGCAGAUGCGGUCAAGUUGAUGGAGAGCGCGUCGAGGCCCUUUUCUUCUUUGUGGGCGUCUCCGGACUCAGACAACCUAGCUGGCAUGGUGAUUAAGUGGACACCUGCGCCAGAGAUUCUAAGCGUCCAGAAGGGGUCGCCGGCCGACCUGGCGGGAUGUAAGCCAGAGGCCCGUUUGACACUGGUGGGAGGAUCCAGCGUUACACAGCUGGGUCGAGCAGGUGUGCUGAAACUGCUGGCUGCGGAGAAGAAUAUGAUUCUUGCCACCUGGUCUCCUGCAAGACUGCAAGAGCUUUUGCGCGCAAUAGUCAGGGACCCCGAACGAGACCUGACACGUCUGGCAGAGUUGGCUGCUUCCGGGUCUCUUGAUCUUCUGAGCAUGCCUGGACUUGUGGACGCGGGAAAACUUCUUCUUGCUGCACACCUUUCAGCUCUUGAAGAUCUGAGUAUGGCAAGGAGGAAGAGCGAGUUUUUGCAAGCAGUUCGCCGCGAUGCCAAACGCUGCCUGGCAGCGGUUGAGGGCGCCGCUAGCUCCGAGCCGAAUGACUGCUUGGGUGGUGCGAGAAUCGCCUGGACGUCUCAGCCGGAAGUGGUGGCGGUGGAUCAAGGCUCUCCAGCUGAUGGUGUGGUGGAGGUGGGAGAACAGCUGCUCCAAGUGAAUGAGCGCAGCGUGGCAUCGCUGACCCGGAGGGAGAUCCUGGAGCUUUUGCAGGAUGCCAAGUCGAUGCGAACGGUCGGGCAGGUGUCGCGGGCCAAUGCUUCCCAACAGAAGGCGGCAACGCCUGUGCCCCCGGCAGCGCCCCCAACGGUGCCCCCGGCGGUGCCGCCAGCAGUGCCCCCGGCGGCGGCGGCGCCGCGUUUCGUCAAGGUGGACCCAAAGGUUGAUGCCGCAGCCAGCUCAGGCGCAGGACUGGAACGGCAGGUCUCUGCUCGAGACUUGAGAAAGGCAACGGCCGCGGAAGCCUUGAAGCGAUGCGAGUCCAAGGGGCAGCUGCCCAACUUGCAGAGUCACUGCCGUGGGAAGUGUGGGAAGUUCGUAGACAUUGGCAGGGGGGACUACAUCGCGCGGGGUCAAUUUGUGCUGUGUGAAGACUGCAAUGCGAAGUCUUUAUCCUCCCAGGCUACAAAGUCCUGCGGGAAUCCAGACUGCGGGCAAACCUUCAAGUACUCGUGCUUCGAAGUGGAUGUUUGCGGCCGCGAGAUGCCAUCCUUCUGUGGACAGUGCAGCGGAGUCGUGGAUGAAUGGGCCCUGAUCAGUCCCCUUCCUCAAGAGAUGGGAGGGCCAAAGCAGUGA
Effrenium voratum is the source of this 3930-nucleotide messenger RNA. NCBI's taxonomy places the organism in Eukaryota, Dinophyceae, Suessiales, Symbiodiniaceae. The record is from the annotation of a GenBank genome assembly.